AUGUCUGUGAGAUCCCCUGGCCGGUCACCCCUCCCUUCUGACGAUCGAGCUCCGUCGCGUCCUUUGCGCUCGAGAUCUCGAGACUCGCGACCCCGAAGCGUCACCCGCAGUCCAUCUCCCGAUGCAGGUCGCCGUGACCGACGCUCACGAAGUGACUCUCGAUCCUCUUCCCGCGGCCGCAGCAAAGGUGCCCGCCGCUAUCGAAGCCGCAGUUACAGCCGUUCGCCUAGUCGAGACCCAAGUCCUCCCAGGAGCGCAAAGAUUGUGGUAGAAAAAUUGACCAAAAAUGUGACGGAGGCGCACCUACGAGAGAUAUUCGGCGACUUUGGUGAUAUUGAACAUCUCGAUCUUCCCAUGAAUCGAGCCUUUAAUACAAAUCGAGGUACCGCCUAUAUCGUAUACUACGACCCUGCAGAUGCCGAAGCAGCGAUUGCCCAUAUGCAUGAAGCCCAGCUUGACGGUGCGAUUCUCAAUGUUUCCAUUAUUCUUCCUCGGCGCAACUUUUCACGGUCCCCACCACCGUCUACUCGAGCGAAUGGAGGUCGACCCAAAUUUGGCAAAGGUUCAUAUGCAAACUCUCCCCCAAGGAGACCAGCUCGUGCACGCCCCGCCGAGCGGGGUGAUACGUACCGACCACCAUCGUUCUCGCGGUCACGAUCACCACGACCAAAAGGAAGCACUCGCCCAGAAAGCCCCCGUCAGAACCGUCGGCGAAGUCCUAGUUACAGUAGCUACAGCUACACCAGCCGGAGCCGGAGUCGGAGUCGGAGUCCGAACAGAAGCCGGAGCAGAAGCCGAGCCAUGAAUCGAGACUAA
Penicillium odoratum is the source of this 816-nucleotide messenger RNA. Its product is annotated as RNA-binding protein with serine-rich domain 1. Gene Ontology annotation, molecular function: RNA binding. The record is from RefSeq and is a predicted model, not a curated record. Bases 1 to 816 code for a protein of 271 amino acids. The transcript is spliced from 3 exons. Gene Ontology annotation, biological process: mRNA splicing, via spliceosome. NCBI's taxonomy places the organism in Eukaryota, Fungi, Ascomycota, Eurotiomycetes, Eurotiales, Aspergillaceae. Gene Ontology annotation, cellular component: cytoplasm; ASAP complex; nucleoplasm.